Molecule: messenger RNA, 1197 nt
Organism: Colletotrichum siamense
Lineage: Eukaryota; Fungi; Ascomycota; Sordariomycetes; Glomerellales; Glomerellaceae
Exons: 1
Coding region: 1-1197 (398 amino acids)
Source: RefSeq, a predicted model, not a curated record
AUGGCGGGUGUAGAGAACACCGCAGACAAGAAAGCAAGAUUUGAAGCAGCAACUGAGACGAUUGACUCGUUUGUGAAUCUGAAAGAAGCUGAGCUGGAAUGUGCGAGAGAGAGGUCUUCAGUGUUGAGAAAGAGUUGGAGCGAAGGAAGUCUCGAAAUUCCUAACGGAAAAUACUACGAACUCCUAGAGGAAUCUGAGCGGGAUCUGAACUCAAUCCUUGGAGAAGUGGCGACGUUGCGUUCUGAGAAGAACAAGAUUGUUGGUGAACUUACCGACAUAUCUUUAUUCCAACAAGAAGUUCAAGCUGCCCGCAGUCGGGACUGGAGUUAUAUCGAUCUCCUGAUCUCAAGAUAUUUGCCUGUUCACGGCGCUAUUAAAUCGGUCAAACCCACAAAUUCCGAUGCUCGCCGGCCUCAGUUCAGAAAAGCUCUUAUAGAAGCAUCAGGGUCUCUUUCGUCCGAUGGGAAAUCACUUUGGUGCCCAAUUUCAAAAGCCUUUUGGCCAGCAAUUGCAUUGACCGCCGGACAUGUUGUUAAAGUCAACGUUGGUGACAAUGUCGCAUUCGCCCUGUUCGGAACACCAGAAGAUGAGAAAAGCCACAUUUGGUCCAAGAAGAACGGUAUCCUGAUGCUCGAGGAGUACGAGGAAGCCUGGGAUUCUGGAAGAUUUGUCAUAGUACCGAAGCUCAGAGACGAUGGUUCAGAAGAGGAGACACUCAAGAUUAUUGUCCUUGACAGAAGUCUACUGGAUGAGAAAGCCGCGAUUAACAGACCCUGGGGCAAGGCACUAGACGGCCUAGAACUACAGUUCAAGACAAAUCUCCGGCCUUUAAAACGAUACUUGUAUUUCAAAUUUGUCAUGACCAUGCUGCGGCGCCAGCGCGGGGAAGCUCCUGGAGCGGCUCAAGACAGAUACAAGGCUGGAGAUAUAGCAAAAAAGCUUUGGAUGACUCCGGGAGGUUACUUGAAGGAUUCGACCCUGUAUGCCUUAUCCCGACAGGCUGGGGUAAUGGAGGAUGAAAAGGCAAUUGAGUUUUGGAAUCUUAUGGCCAAGCCAGAGCCGGUGUCUGAGCUAGCUGAAGAGGUGUCUAAAACCCUCGCACUAACGGCGGAGCUUGGUAUGUCACUGCCAGACGAGAAGGGAAAAGGCAGAGAGACCGCCAGUGGUAAUUUGGAUGAUGAGGAGAUUGACGAAUAG